Molecule: messenger RNA, 828 nt
Organism: Stylonychia lemnae
Lineage: Eukaryota; Ciliophora; Spirotrichea; Sporadotrichida; Oxytrichidae
Source: the annotation of a GenBank genome assembly
AUGGAUAAAACAUCUUUUACUUCGAUUGCUUAUGAUUAUCCUUCUAAAAGCAUAGUAGUUGGUGGCUAUACUUGGGAUAGUACAGUUUCAACCUUUGCAUCAUCAUCUGAUUAACAUGCUAUCAUAGCACUAAUUGAUAACAAUAAUAUUUUCAAAUGGAAAAAAAGAGUAUCAGGCUAUAAAAAUAUAGAAGCAUUGACAUUUGGUAAUGAUAAUAAUCAAAUUUAUGCUUUGAUGAAAUCUGAUAAUGACUAAAAGAUUAUGAUAGUAAAACGGUAUGAUGGAGCUUUUAUCACAAUGAUGGUUAUAGUUUCGUAUGAUAUUAUGGAAUAAUCAUUGCAAAUCGUAAGUGAUGAGCAGGGCUAUAUAUAUUGUACAUACUAAAAUAGCUAAGGGAAUUUCAGAAUUCUAAAAUUAAAAUACAAUGGCAGCACUGGCACUGCUGAGGGCAUUAGAAUUAAGAAUGAUUAAGAAAAUUCAAAUGGAUAUGCUUUAUAAUAUUUUGGCAAAUAGAGUAUGAAAUAAAUACUAGUUGGAGGAUAUUUGAAAAAGUAAAAUGUGAGCAGACCCUUUUUGUUUAAUUUUGACUCAGAUACAAAUUUUAAAGUAAACUUUGGUCAAAUGCUUUCUUAAUCUGACAAAAGUCAUUGCUUUAUCAGAGAUAUUGAUUUAGAAUCAUCUUCUACCUAGACUACGGUUCAUACAUGCAGCCAAUUUUAAACCCCAAAGCAUAUCAUAUACUCAAGACUAAAGUACAAUAAUACCUUUAUUGUAAAUGGAUAGGACCAUUUCACCUACUAAGAUAAUGAUAAAUAAAUUGAGUGCUGA